AUGAAGCAAUGCAUCAUGAUACCCAAAGAGGAGAGAAAGAUACUAGUACGGGAAAAGCACAACAAGGGAGCAACAAAAAAGGAGAAGAGAAAGAUAUUCAAAGUUGCUGCACUGGGUGAUCAUGAAUUAAUAGUCUGUGAGAUAUUGAGCAGACUCCCGGCCAAGUCACUUGCAAAGUUCAAGUGUGUAUGCAAAAAUUGGCAAUCUUUGAUUCAAAGAGAUCAGCUCUUCAUUGAUUUACACUUCAACCGGUCACAGACACGCAGUUGUAGUGGUACUGUUGGUGCUACCUCCCUUCUCAUCUGGGAUACGACUGAACGUAAUGAACAACGGUGUUUGUUAUCCGCGGAAUUACUACUCCCAUAUGAUAGCAGCGGUGGAGGAGGAGGAGCAGCUGUUCAAACGGAAAUACCUCUCAAUAUAGGAGAUAAUCCCGUUUCUCGAGGAAGCAUGCUCAAUAUUGUCAAUGGUUUGAUUUGUCUUAUAGACCGCGAUUCACAUUCUACUUGUGUGUUUAACCCUAGCACCAGAGAAUCAACACCCUGGAUCAAGUCGAUGGUUGUUCAAAAACAAGAAGAGAAAGGUGGGAUUAUAAAGCAUGAUAGUAAUAAAUUUCGUAAUUUUUUGUGGGAUAAAUUCGGAUAUGAUGUUGCUACCGGGGACUACAAAGUGGUGUCGUUUUGGAGUCGGAUUGUAGGACCUACUGAGACAGAAUGGGUGUGUGAGAUCUUUAGCUUGAGAGACAAGUCAUGGCGACUCAUAGACGCCGUCCCACCAGUCCAUCCCUUCUGUCUAGCAAGUUUUGUUUAUGCAAAUGGUUCCAUAUACUGGUUUUGUGAUAGUGCUACACCAUCGAUUGUCGAAUUAAAUUUUGUUACGGAAAAGUUUAGACAAAUCUCAGUUUCCAGUCCUGUCAUGACUGGUUUCUGCAAUCAAUACAGGACUGCUUUAGUGGAAGUGGAUGGCCGUUUAGCUCUAUUUACCAAGGAUGCACGCCCUAGUUACAAUUACAUAUCGAGAAAAAAGGAGCAUGAAGAUGACGUGAAGAUGUACAUCUUGUAUGAUGAUCAAGACAAGACAAAUUAUCACUGGAUGCCGGCCAAGUCCUUCGCAGAGCCACCUUUUGAAUGGAAGCAAGAUAUGUUUGCGAGAAGGGAUUUUAUUAUACCCAUUCCAGGAACAGACGUAUUCAUCGUAAGACCGGAUGACGAUUUCUCCUUCUACUACUACAAUUGGAAGAAGAAGAGCUAUAGCAGGAAGUUUGAAUUAAAUGGAGCCAAGUCUUUCUUCAAUAAGAAACCCAAUAAUGAAGAACGUGAUCAUAUCAGCUUCUCUACUUUCGCGGAAAACCUUAUGCCGCUAAAUUAA
This is a messenger RNA of Papaver somniferum (opium poppy), 1368 nucleotides long. Its product is annotated as putative F-box protein At2g02030. Lineage: Eukaryota; Viridiplantae; Streptophyta; Magnoliopsida; Ranunculales; Papaveraceae. The transcript has a single exon. Bases 1 to 1368 code for a protein of 455 amino acids. The record is from RefSeq and is a predicted model, not a curated record. Gene Ontology annotation, molecular function: protein binding.